AGUGCUUGUAGUAGAAAUUCCCAAGAACCAUGAAGUGUUUUAUUUCGAGCUCGUCAGAUAAACUCAAAAGGGAAACAAAGGCAGCUUAAACCUCCUCCGCAGAUGUUGGGUGUUGCGAAGCGUGUUGCCUAAACGACUAAAUGACCAGACUCGCUCGUUUUCCAACACUUCCUCGACGUAUAACACGGGACCUGCGUGCUCAGCUGGAUUGGUUCAUCAUCACAACAUCGGUUAUCAGUCUGCUGCCUGCCUGCUCUCCGUUUCACAAACAGCUAGCUAGCUGUUGUACUCACCGCGGCUGAAGGAGGACAGGGGGCUCCACUAUUCUGACUUGUAGGCCUAAGUAACACGUCAAGGCACCAUUCCCCUCCGGAGGUUCCCGUCUGAUGGAGCAGUGGUUGUUUGUCUUUGUGAAGAGGCACCAUGUUUCCUUGUCACGUAACCCCCUGGCCCUCUGCUGAGCCGCCGGCCUCCUGCGGCAGCCAUGCACCCCCAGCGCAGCCCUCGCAACCCCUUCCUGAUCUGCUGUGCAGCUGUCCGGCUCCACCUUUGAACACCCACUCCGAGACGCCCUCCCCAGACCCCAUGGAGUCCGUCAUCGUGGUCACAGAGUACGAACCCAGCAGGCCACCUGGAGAGGCUGGGGAGGAGGAGGUAGAAGACAUGGACAGCUCGGAGACGCCUGAGCCAGCUUCCUCCGUGGCAGCACCUUUCCGUACUCCAUCCUGCGACCUGCUGUCCCACACAGUUGGCCGGCAAAAGGCUCUUCUACCCGAAAGCCAAGAGCAAAGGGGGAGAUUAAAUCUGUCAGACAGGAAACUGUCUCUGCAGGAGCGCUCGCAAACUGCAACAUCACCCUGCAACUCCCCAGGACUCAACGGGCGCUAUAUUUACCCAUCAUUACCUUACUCCCCCAUCACAUCACCCCACUCCUCUCCCCGCUUGCCCCGCCGGCCCACCGUGGAGUCCCACAGUGUUUCCAUCACUGAUCUCCAGGACUGUGUUCAACUCAACCAGUACAAGCUAAAAGACGAGAUUGGAAAGGGCUCCUAUGGUGUCGUCAAGCUAGCUUACAAUGAAGACGACAACACAUACUAUGCGAUGAAGGUGUUGUCCAAGAAGAGGCUGAUGAGGCAGGCAGGUUUCCCACGGAGACCUCCCCCUCGUGGAGCCAGAGCAGUCCCUGAAGGCCCCCCUCAGCCCAAAGGACCCUUGGAGCGGGUUUAUCAGGAGAUUGCCAUUCUGAAAAAGCUAGACCAUCCUAAUGUAGUGAAACUAGUAGAGGUUUUGGAUGACCCCAGCGAGGACCAUCUGUACAUGGUGUUUGAGCUGGUCAAGCAAGGGGCUGUGAUGGAGGUGCCGACAGAUAAACCUUUCAGCGAGGACCAGGCUCGCUUUUUCUUCCAGGAUCUGCUCAGGGGAAUCGAGUAUUUACAUUACCAGAGGAUCAUCCACAGAGACAUCAAACCCUCUAAUCUGUUGGUGGGAGAAGAUGGACACAUCAAGAUAGCAGACUUUGGAGUCAGUAACCAGUUUGAAGGGGCUGAUGCCCUCCUGACAAGCACGGUGGGAACACCUGCUUUCCUUGCCCCCGAAGCACUCUCUGAGACCAGAAAGAACUUCUCUGGAAAGGCUUUGGAUGUCUGGGCCAUGGGAGUGACGCUUUAUUGCUUCGUCUUUGGAGUGUGUCCAUUUAUGGAUGAGCGCAUCAUUGCUCUUCAUCAGAAAAUCAAGACACAACCAGUGGAGUUACCUGAACACGCUCACAUAUCUGAUGAUCUCAAAGAUUUGUUGCUGAAAAUGCUGGACAAGAAUCCAGAGACCAGAAUAUCAAUCCCACAGAUUAAGGUGCACCCAUGGGUGACAAGGCACGGUGCUGAGCCCCUCCCUCUAGAGGAUGACAACUGUUGUAUGCUGAUUGAGGUGACGGAGGAGGAAGUGGAGAAUUCUGUUAAACACAUCCCAAGCCUGGCGACAGUGAUCCUAGUGAGAACUAUGCUAAGGAAGCGCUCCUUCGGGAACCCCUUUGACUGGGGCCGUAAAGAGGACCGCAGCAGUUUGUGCGCUCCGGGACAAACGCUCACGAAACAGCAGAGUGGUGAUGGCAUGAGGAGUAUGGACCUGCCCUACGUGGGAGAAGAUGAGGCUCUUUCCUGAUGCAGAGGGUUUAUUAUGCACGCUGGUAUCUGCCAGCCUGCAACCACACAGCACGACACCCCUUUACUCACAGUUUUUUACUGUCAGCCUACACCUACGUACGUUUCCUGGGAGGUGGACAAGUUUGGCGAACACAGGAAAAAAAAGGGAGAUAUUAAGGAUGUAAGACACUUUGACAACCAUUUUAAAGCUUUUAUUGCAUUCUGUACUCUUGCAAGGCUCAGUUUGGGGUUUUGGGACUUCUUUGACGUGGAAAAUUUCCAGGAGAGGAUCCUCCUGACUCUUGAACCUGUCUUCAGACCUUCUUACCCAACGCACUCUCCUCCCCCUUUAUCUUGUAUGCAUUUAUAGUCCUAGCAUGCUCUGUCUCAGGCUUCAAUUGUAUAGUUUUGUGUUUAAUCGUAGUUUAGCCACUUGUGUUUCUCCUUGUCUUUACUUGACAAUUCUUUCAGGUAUACAGGGCAUGGGAACAGAGGGUGGUGGUGGUGUAUGCGGAGGGAGGGUUGCGUAAGUCAGUGAGUCAGUCUCCACCAUCACCUCGACAUUCUCUUUAGUAGAGCAGGUUUCUUGACAAUGAUUGUCUGGUUCACUCUGCCUCAGAUUGGCAGUGCCCAGUUUUGUAACAUAUUUUCAAGUGAAGAAUCUGUACAGUUUUCCCAAAAUGUAAAAAAAAGGGGAGUGAUAAAAUGUUUACUUCAUUGAAUGCAUGUGUUUACUUUCCCAGUGCAAACACUGUAUAAGCUAUUUAAACAUCUGCACGCUCAUAGAGAGAACUGUUUGAUGCAAUUUUUCUUCUUUUCAGUCUUACCACUGGCGUUUUUAUUAAGUCUCCCAUUUACUAUUACAAUAGAAAGCUUUAAAGACAGUCGAUAUAGUGAUUUGUGAACAAUCAUAAAGUUCUUCAUUACUGCAUACAAGGUACUAUAGGAAAAAAUUGGAUUUAAUUCUUUUGCAAAGCUAGUGCUUCUGGUGAAUCUUUAAGUGAAUUUUUAUGUGUUUGUUAUAAUAAAUUCAUUACAAUUUGAGUAAUGGAGGUACUGAUCUACCAAAUGCAUAUAUGAGAAAAACAGAAUGUGUUGGUGCAAAAUUAUUCUGUAGCCAUUGCCCGCAAUGGUUAAAAUAGUUUUUUUAUUAUUAUUAUUAUUUAUUUCAUAAAGUGCAAAUCGACAAAAAAGAUUAUGUGUCGCAAUUAUGAGGAACAUGUUUCAAAUAUGUCAUAUGUUUGUCUCACUUCUCAGAGUGGAUGUUCAUAUGUAGACUGAAAACAGAAAGCGAUGACUAUUGAACCUCAAGUUAAAAUUGUGAAUGUUCUUAUUUGUUUUACUUGUUUUGUAUUUUAAGAGGCACUGGCAUUAUUUUAAAACCGCACAUUUUCACAACACCAAAAACUUAAUUAUGUAUAAUUUUGUAAAGUAUAGUAAUUUAAAGAAAACAAACCUUUAAUCUAUUUGUCCGCUGUUGAAUUAUUAGAGCUGGCUACCCAAGUAAGUGUUGAGAUGGAAGCAUAGUGCAGCUGCAGACUUUUUGUACAAAUCUAUGCAUGACAUAUCUAUAGAAGUGUUGAAAUUUAAAAAAACGUGUCAUCUUUUGGGAGGAGUAGGCCACUCUGCAAAUAUUUCUAAUGAAUUAUAAAGUACUUUUGCUUUUGUAUUUAUUCUAGUGUUUCAUUUUAAAUAUGAUCCCAAAGUAAAUUAGCAUUUUUCCACUUUUGUUCCUUUUGUUUACCCUUCAUUUGCUUUUUUUCCAUGUUCUCAAAGAUGUUAGUAUAGAUUAAGUCACUGGAUGUGUCUCUAGUUAAUAUAGAAUAUUGACACAAUAUUGAUUAUAACAUGUAAUGCUUCCACACACUAAUUACUUCAGCACUUAAGUGUUGAAUGUAUGAGAAAGGGACUUUGUUUUUUUACUUACUACUUGCAUGUCACUCUGAACUGUACGUACUGUAUGUCUGUAUUUUUUUUAAAAAGACUAGUACUAUGCAUAUAUGUGUCUUUCUCUGUAUAGUGCAAUGGUACACCCUGUCAGAUUGUCACAUACAGCGUGCACACUCAGUGGCUGGAUGAGGAGGGAUGUAUGUGGUUGACUUAUUCUAAUUUAUUUUUGCUUGCCCAAUGAAAGAUGUAAUUCAGUUGUGCUCUCCAGUGAAGAGCGCAGCACGUAUACAGACCUCCUGGCUUUAGAUUUCCAUGAAAUUAUUGUACUUUACUUUUGAAGGAUAUUCCCUCAAUGAUAAUAGCCAAUGAUCUUCUAAUGCCCAUGAUUUUAGACUGGAAAUUGAUUGCAGGAACGCUUCAAUUUGUGUUAUACAGUAAAAUGUUCAACAUGCUUUUCACACAUUUAUGACAGACUUUGCAUUCUGACAUACUGUAAGUUGCUAUAAACUAAUUGUUAUUUUAGAUGAAGUAAAAAGUUUUUAUCUUGAGUACAAUAAGACACAUACUUCUCCUUUGGUGUGAGUAUUUUGCCCUCCGUGACCAAUAUGGAUGAAAUGAAGGACAGUUUGUGACUGAAUGCAGGGUGACAAUGCAAGCCACAGAAAAGAUGUAUGAUAAAUAUUUUAUACAUACAAUAUUUAAACUGGUAGUUUGUUUCAAUAGUCUUUACCCAUUCUUAUUAGAAGGGUCAGGCUUAGUGAUAAACCUUUAUUGUUCACAUGAUUUUACAUUCUGUAGUGUAAUUUAUUUUUAUUAAGAGCUUUUGGGGGCUCUUUUCUUCUAAAUGCAUGCCAACAUACUGAACACAUACCACUGUAUUGUCAUAGCAUGAGAGGUCAUUGACAACAAAAUGGGACCUUUAAAUGAAUUAUUCUAUACAUACUGUAUCUUGUUCAUCAUUUGAAUAAAAUAUUAUUGCCUUUCUGUAA
Messenger RNA from Thunnus maccoyii (southern bluefin tuna), 5017 nucleotides. RefSeq names its product calcium/calmodulin-dependent protein kinase kinase 2. Lineage: Eukaryota; Metazoa; Chordata; Actinopteri; Scombriformes; Scombridae. Gene Ontology annotation, biological process: protein phosphorylation; activation of protein kinase activity; CAMKK-AMPK signaling cascade. The transcript is spliced from 17 exons. The record is from RefSeq and is a predicted model, not a curated record. Gene Ontology annotation, molecular function: protein kinase activity; ATP binding. The coding region runs from base 424 to 2157 and encodes 577 amino acids.